Vanessa atalanta (red admiral) is the source of this 2616-nucleotide messenger RNA. RefSeq names its product solute carrier family 2, facilitated glucose transporter member 8-like. The transcript is spliced from 10 exons. The coding region runs from base 38 to 1819 and encodes 593 amino acids. Lineage: Eukaryota; Metazoa; Arthropoda; Insecta; Lepidoptera; Nymphalidae. The record is from RefSeq and is a predicted model, not a curated record. Gene Ontology annotation, cellular component: membrane. Gene Ontology annotation, molecular function: transmembrane transporter activity. Gene Ontology annotation, biological process: transmembrane transport.
GCCCUUCACAGUGCUCGGACGUGUACUUAUCACAGAGAUGCAUAGAAACCGCAUAGAAAGAACAGCCUCGAAGCGUUGGCGUGGUUCAGUCCGUCGAGUGGUAGCGGCUACAGUUUAUAACCUUUCUUGCUUCACGCACGGUUGCAGCACUGGCUGGGUUUCUGGCGUUCUUGGUAAUGAAGCACUAACUGGUGGCGCAUGGCUGGCAGCGCUGCCAUGCUUGGUUGCGCUGCCAGCGGCACCCAUGUUCGCUGUUUUAGCUGACACGCGUGGAAGAAGAGCAGGAGCGCUUUGUAUAUGUCUUAGCUUUAUUAUUAGCUGGUCGUUAGCUGCCUGGUGUGGAGCUCGUGGAGUGUGGGCGGCGAGAGUUGCAGCUGGAGCAGGUGGAGCCGGUGCACUUGCCUUAGCACCACUUUAUUGUGCAGAAAUCGCACCCAGAACUAGAGGUCUUGCUGCUAUGCCAGCAUUGGCAUGCAGUUGCGGUAUACUCUUUGCCUAUUCAGCUGGUGGUAUACUAUCUGCGCAUGCUCUAUCCCUAUCAAUGGCUAUACCACCAAUUAUUCUACUACUAUCUUUGAUUUGGUUGCCAGAAACACCUUCGUUUCUUAUCAGCGUUGGGAAGAUUCAGGAAGCAGCAAAAAUUAUGUGCUGGUUCGAUGGAUCUGACUUUCGAGAAGACUUGACUGAUGUGAUCGAGCAACAAGAGGUGCGCAUACGCAUAUCGGAAGGAUAUGGAAGAAAAGAAGUUAUGAGAAGACAGGACUCCGAUACUUUUCAACCGAUGCUAAAACGAAGUAGCGGAUUAGAGUCCAACUCUGAUCGUGAAAGAGCUGAGAAAUCAGCAUGUAGAGAACUAUUCCGUCACGGCAGCCAUCGUCGCGCUCUGUUGUCGUGUUGCGUGGUGCUGUGCGCGGCGGCCGGGAGCGGCGCGGGCGCUGUCAACAGCUUCGCAGCCGCCGUACUGCGUCAUUCCGCGCACACCGUACCCGUCUUAAACAUCACCGCUUAUAAUUUUACAAUCUACAAUGGAACAUUACCUCGUGCCAUAUUCGAGUCAUCCGAGGCCGGUUCAAUGCUGUGCGGCACAGCACUGGUGUUGGGAGCCGCCGUUGCAACUGUCACCGUUGACAAAGUUGGAAGAAAGACUCUACUGCUAUGGUCCUGUACUGGUAUAGUCUUGGGGUUGACAAUAUUAGGAAUAUACUGCGAUCCUCACUUACGUAUGCACUCCUGGUACUUCCAUCGUUUGUGGCCAUUGCGAAAAUUCAAUUAUAAGGAAAAGAACAUUCGAGAAAGAAUUGAAAUUCAAGGGAAUUUUACAACAUACAAUAACACAGUCGGCCAAUUCCUCAAUGACACUGGAAAGUCAUGGUAUAAAGUUAGUGUUGAAGAGCACAAUUAUACAUCGGACGCUAAUUGGUCGGUCAAAUUCGAGCAAAGAGAUAAAGAAGACAUAGCGAUUUGGCUGCCAGUAAUUAUGCUAUCGUUGGUACUAUUCCUUUACAAUGUAGGACUCGGUUCUGUGCCCUAUGUCUUGAUAUCGGAACUAUUUGCUGUUAAUGUGCGCAGCCUGGCAUCCAGCUUCCUCAUCGCUUGGAUGUGGUUCAGCAACUUCCUUGUUCUACGCUACUUCGGAACUGUUGCCAUUUCGCUUGGUCUCCACGCAGCGUACUACAUCUGCGCCACCAUCACACUCAUGAGCGCCGGGUACAUUUACCUAACAAUACCCGAAACUAAAGGUAAAAGCCAAAACCAAAUCACCGAAGCCUUGGAGGGACCUUGGAUUCUUUUUAGAAGUAAACGGAAAAAUGAACGAUGACAAUUAAGAACCGGUGUCUUCACACUAUCCGAGAGAAAUUUCGAGGAUAAUUGAGAUAAUAUUUAUAGAAACGAGUUGAAAAGUUUCGGUUUGUAAAGACGUGUUCACACUAUAGAAAAUGAUAAUUAAUUAUGAAAGGUUAAUUACGGUAUGAGAUGAAUUGAUUUAACCACAAAUGAAUAUGAUAUUAUAAAUGCUCAAGUAUUUUCUUGAUGAAGUCAAAACGAUUUUUGAAAUUGAUAAUUGUUGAAGUAUUUUAUUAAUGAUUAAAGAUUAUAUAGUUUUAAAUCGAGCUCAAUGUAAGGAAACUGAAAAAUAUUUGAGUAAAUAUAGUUUUAUAGCAGAUAGUAAACUUACAUAUGAAUAGUUCGAAGCUUUUUCAGGUAUUAAAUAUUUUUAUAGGACUAAGCGCUUUAGACUGUGUCAAUUACAGUAAGCCUAUCAAAGGUGGAUUAAAAUUGUAUAUGAGGAUUAUCGAUUAAAUUAAUUAAAGAUUUUUAGUAAAUAUAAAGUAAAUCCUCGUGCCUGCUGAUAAAUACAGAUUCCUGAUGCAAUGCUAGUUCCAUAUAAAUCGAUGUGCAUUUAAUAGUUAGAAUAAUCGAUGUUGUAAUUAUAAAAAUGUAAUUAUGUAUGUGAGUUAAAUCUUGUGGAUUUUUUACGUGAAUUUUUACGUAUACGUUAGCGAGUAAUAUUCGAUUGCAGCGUUUUCGGCGUAUUGUGAUCUGACAUUCGAGGGAAAGCAUGUUUAACUAAAUUAUGUAUACAGUUUAGGAAGAAUUAUUAAGAUCUGUGUUGAA